AUGUUAACUGCCAUCGCCAAGCAUCAAGAGUUUUUUUUUCUGCCGUCCCACACAACAGACCCUGUACCAGCCCAUGCAUGUGCAUCAAGUUGUACGUACCAUGGGUCCAGAUCACUUUGUCCCUAUAAGUUUAUUAAGGACCCGUUCCUCCUGUUUCUUCGCAGCCUCUUGUCUCUUCUGGCUGCGCGAGCGUUGAAUCUCUUUGAUCCCCUCAAUCCAAUACUCUUGGAGAUCCACAAAAUGGCAGCCACAGAAGUCCCGCGAUCCAGCGAUGGUCGUCACGAGAGUCGAGACAUCGAAGCCAUGGAGGUGACGGAUACGGUGACCCAAAAUAAAGGGACCGAAAUCGAUGUCGCGGACUACAAGCUGGGUAACGGCGAAGAUUCUCUGCCAAACCAAGAAGCCCAGCGUGGUGUUCAGAAGAUUGAGGCCGUGACACUGGCCUGGUCCAAGCUAUGGCUAGCCGGAUUGCUUUUCAAUAUCUGGAUCAUCUUCCUCGCCAAUGGCUUCAGAAUCUCAAUUCUAGCCAGUUUGCUACCCUACGUGACGAGUGACUUCCAGUCCCAUUCGCUGUUGACUGUCAUUCAAAUUGUCGCAAACGCAAUGACGGCCGCUGUUUACAUUCCCAUGGCAAAGCUUUUGGACCUUUGGGGUCGUGCGGAAGGUCUGCUUCUCAUGGUGGGCUCAGCGACUCUGGGAGUCAUUCUCAUGGCUUCAUCCCGUAGCCUCGCCACAUUUUGCGCUGCCGAGGUCUUCUACUCCAUCGGUUUUGCCGGCAUCAUUUACACAGUGGCCGUCCUUGCUGCCGACGUGACCACCCUGAGAAAUCGUGGACUCGCAUUUGCGUUCACUUCGUCUCCAUACAUGAUCACUGCUUUUGCCGGAUCGAAAGCUGCCGCAGCCUAUUAUCAAAACGUCAGCUGGCGCUGGGGCUUUGGUAGUUUCGCCAUCAUUGUGCCGGGCGUGACUCUGCCUCUAUUCAUCAUGAUGAAGUUCAACCUCCGCAAGGCUGAGAAGCGAGGUAUCUUUUGGAAGGAAGAAGAUAGCCAAAAGACCAUUUUGCAGAAGUUCCUGCACGUCCUGGUCGAAUUUGAUCUGCCCGGCGUUGUUCUUUUUGCUGGAGGUUUCACGGUAUUCUUGCUUCCAUUCACCCUUGCAACUUCUGCCCCUCAGGGCUGGAAGACCGGCUACAUCAUCGCCAUGAUCAUCACCGGUUUCGUUGUGCUUGUCAUCUUCGCAUUGUAUGAGAUGUAUCUGGCCCCGGUUCCAUUCUUGAAACGAGAAUUCCUCACAAACCGUUCUGUCAUCGGCGCCUGUCUCAUCGACAUGACAUACCAAAUCUCUUACUAUUGCUGGAACAGCUACUUUACAUCCUUUUUGCAGGUCGUCAGCAACUUGGGAAUAGCCGAAGCUGGAUACGUAAACAGCACUUUCCAGGUUGUUUCUGGCGUUUUGUUGUUCAUUGUUGGCUACUUGAUCCGCUGGUCUGGCCGCUUCAAGUGGCUUCUUUACGUUGCUGUCCCGAUCUACGUUUUCGGUCUCGGCUUGAUGAUCAACUUCCGCCAACCGAACCAGUACAUCGGCUACAUCGUCAUGUGCGAAAUCUUCUUCUCAAUUGGCGGGUCAAUCUUCAUUCUCGUAAUGCAGCUGUCUGUUCUGGCUGCAGUUGACCAUCAGUACUUUGCUGCUGUACUGUCGGUACUCUAUGUUUCUGGGUCUACCGGCGGAGCAAUUGGCGCCACCAUCUCAGGAACCAUCUGGACCAACACUUUCCUCAAGGCUCUCCAGACCAACCUCCCGGAGCCGGCCCGGCAGAACGCUACACUUAUCUACUCGAGCCUGCCUAUGCAGCUCUCAUACCCGGUUGGAAGCCCUGAGCGAGUGGCCAUUCAGCUUUCCUAUGGCUAUGGCCAGACAAGAAUGUUGGCUGCUGGAACUGCAAUCGGCGCUAUUUGCUUCGUUUGGAUUCUUCUGAUUAAGAAUUUCGAUGUCUCCAAGAAGACUUCCCAGACGAAGGGAUGGGUCUUCUAA
Molecule: messenger RNA, 2031 nt
Organism: Colletotrichum truncatum
Lineage: Eukaryota; Fungi; Ascomycota; Sordariomycetes; Glomerellales; Glomerellaceae
Source: RefSeq, a predicted model, not a curated record